Molecule: messenger RNA, 3571 nt
Organism: Aspergillus pseudonomiae
Lineage: Eukaryota; Fungi; Ascomycota; Eurotiomycetes; Eurotiales; Aspergillaceae
Exons: 1
Coding region: 886-1224 (112 amino acids)
Source: RefSeq, a predicted model, not a curated record
CUAUCCGAAGCUAUCCUUAGCUACCCAUGUCUCUUACCUAUUUAAGCCCGGUGGAGUCCACAACCAACACUUGCAAUGUAUGUACAUCCAACAAGCCCGCGACUCAGGUGUCUCCACAUAUCACCCAGAACCAGAACCAGAAAGCCCCAACCAUCUUGCCUCCCCGAAGAACCACCGCCAACCGCAUCCACCGUCCUUCUCACCCAACCGGGAUAGUUCCAAGCCUCACUUCCCAUGCGGCCGUGCACAGAACAGAAAGCGACCGAACAUCUUGGAAAGAAACUAAGAAACUAGAUAAAUCGAAAAAGGGAUUUAAGGUCACUUAGACUUCGCCCCGUAGCUAAAUCGCGCCAUCGGGUCCGCUUUUGAUAGGCUCGACUUCGGCUCACUUACCCCUGUGGUUUGUGACGGACACGAGGUCAUGUGGUCUGGGUCGUGUUCUCGGGCGGUUCGGUACGAGGCAGUACUCAGGUACAGUACAUACCGAUAUUGCGGGAAUAGUACAUACAUGCUUGACUACUGGUAAGGUAGAGAUGAACACUGCCAACAGCAAGGAAAGCUAUAUACAAGCAUAAAGUGCUCAACAGGGUGUCGAAGAGCAGAGAAAAAGAGGCUACACAGUCUAAUGCCACAGACACUUUGUUAACCGCUCAGCAGCAAUAAAUCUCAAUAGCAACCGAGUUCACGCAUAAGAUGAUACUUAUUAUACUUACUUCUUCGUGAAGGUCGAUCCCUGGGUAGCCUCAUCCUGAAUCUUCCGUCUAAAUACGGGGUAAGUCAGGCUGGCCCCUGUCAACUCCGCAUUUACGCAAGGGAGUACCGGAUGACGAAGACCAACAGGAAUGAAGUAGAGGCAACAAAAAAAGCUUGAGGGGGGUAGGUAAGAUGUUGCUCAUCUGCAAUGAACAGACACCAGAGGGAAAGUUUGUUCCCCAGCCACAAGUUGCUCCGCGGGAUGAGAGACUGGGGCUCUGGUUGCCUGCACAUGGAUCUCAUCAAGAAGGAUGGGAGACGAGAUCACACACACCCCUCUUUUACGGGAAUACCCUUCUGUUGGCUCCACUGGAUUCGUGUGUUCCCCAAAUCGCGGUGGAUGAAGGACCGGGACUUAAUCCUUCGGGGCACAAAAAAUACUGUAUACAAAAGAAGCGAGUCAUGUCCUUCCGGAUGGCGGUGGUGAUCUUAAUAGUUCAACUAAGGUUCAGUUCGUUGCCUUUAGUCUGAAUUGGACUGCUAAUGCAUACAGUAGUUGGAUAUGGAGUGCAUAAAGACACAUACAUUUUUAUUUUUUUUUAUUUUUCUCAGUGGGGCUUGUUGUUUCACUAACAUUCUUUGAUGCUUAUUACAUUGUCGUGGUCACCUGUGUCAGGUUAAAUAUGUGCAGGUGAGCCGUUAUAAAUGGUCUUCGGGGAGAUCAAAGUAGGUAGUAGUGUAUAUCAAGUCUAUUGGUCUUCCCAUCGUACCUUACCUACUUCAGAGCUCAAUCCCUGGAAUCCCUGGCCCAUCUCUGAGCUUUAGGGUAGUAGCUAUUCCUAUUUAUCCCUAAUUCAUUGUCAAAGAUACCACGCCAGCUGCCGGCUUUCCGCGAUAGGAAAUCCGCAGUGCUCAUCUGAUGCGCCCCAAGAAAGCCAAAUACGGUCAUUACCGUACCGUACAGCGAUGCCAGAAUCCCAGGGUGAGUGUGCGGUAGUUUAACCUUCUGCCCGUCCCUUCCCAGACACCGAUCGUCAAGCUUAAUCUACUGAGAUUCGAAUAAACAGAGGGUUUUUUCUGAUAGGCGGUGGGAAGAAGCCAAGGCUUAAGAAACAGAAAACCAGGGAAAAAAAAGGGAGCCCUGAGCUACACCGUGCACGUCCUCACUUCCCAAUUUGUCGCCUGGCAGAUGGAGUGGGCUCCCCAUUCCAACCAGUUUCGCAUCAGCAAAACGAGGUCCAAGCACUCGGAAAUUCAACCACCCAAUGAUGAUGAGUAGAGACAGUGGAAUCGUACUGGAGCUAGGAGGGGAACAGAGGUCGAGUGAUACUCCAUUGAUAUGAUUGAUGACGACAACCGUGGAGGAGGUAACAGCUUCAACGUUCUGAACUGUGCCGACAUCGUCCAGCGUCUGCAUUUUUGAAUGCAAUAGGAAAAGUCUAUCCAGGCAACAAGGAUGAGCAGAGUAACCCCCAGCGAUCACCUGAUACGGCUCCUUGGGUUUGGCAGGUUAAAGUAAAAGGAUGAAGUCUCUUCUGCAGUGGUCGGAUGUCCGUGCCUUGUGCACAGAAGAUCCGGCCCACUUCCCCAGAUUGUGUGAAGGAAUGAGAGGUUUUAUUUCGGUUUUAUUUUUUCUCUUUUGUUGCUUCUCCCCGGUCUCGGGGUCAGGUUGAACGAACCUAUGUAAUACAGAAGAAGAAUCACCACACCAUCACACUUGACGUAAGACCAGAAGUGCGAGGUAAAAAAGAUCGGACGAGGACGCGACUGGUCACAAUACUCCCAGACGCAGGGAGCUUCAUUCCUCAAAAGGAAAGUGGCCUGCGGUGUCGCUGCCUGGACAUCGGCCCAUCUCCGCGCUGGUGAGUGACAAGACUGCGCUGGUCAGUAGCGUGGGGUGUGGCGUCCACCUGAGCCGGAGAAGUGUCUAUCCUGGCAUGCAAGUAAUGCAGACAUAACACCCGGACGGGGCAAUCAUGGUCGUAAGAUGGGCUUUGUCCGGGUUAGUGGCAUUUGUUAGUCGCGUCCUUUCAGUAUCAAGUUAGCACUGACAAUUUUAGGCGGCCCGGUACGUACCAGCGGAAGGAGUGCGUGCAGGUGGUGAGGUAUGUAUGUAUCGUAACGAUACAGACGGAUGUCCCGGAAAACUCUAUAUCGAUCAUCCACUAUACCCUCUCGGCUCUGAUGUCUACAUGCGUCCUAUCCUCACUAUUGUGGUAGUACUUCGGAGUAGCUCGAUUGAGUUGAAUUGAGCUGAGGAUUUUCUCUAAUGAUUCAGGAAGUUUUGAAUGGUUGUUACCAAGCGAAGAAUGUCCUGACUCCCACCUGGCCAGUUUCCUAGCCAUUUCAUUAUCGGUCGAUUGAAAACCAGCCAAAUCCACCAGAAUCUCAAUCUGGACCGUCAAAUAUGUACGAGCCUCAACUUGUACCGAUUAUGCACUACAAAGGCAUACCCCUGGAGUUCAUCCAUGCCAGUUCGGACUGGCUUGGAUUAUGCGUCCAUCAAGUCAGAGCGACUCACUUCCCAAGAGGGUAAUCAGGAUCAUCCGCCGUCGUCACCCAUGCGAUUAUUUAGGUUAAGUGGGAAUUUCGAGCAGUUGGUUCAAUGGGCAUAAUUGCUUUUUUUGCUGUGUCCAUUUCGAUGGACUCUGAUUUGCUUCGAACAUGAUUUGAUCCGACCUACUGAAUAUUCCGGGUUCCCUUUCUGAUUUUCAACCCCAUUAUGAUUUUCGUUUAGGCUUUCUCUUCCUCGCUUGGACCAACAAAUCAGCAGUGGAAAUCCAACAAGCUUGGCAUUCUUGCUCCCCGCAUGGUCAGAGUUUAAUGAAGUGCGUGGCAGGAAGUAGAGAGAAAAUAAUAAUCAUAAUAAAAAUGCUUC